Rhinocladiella mackenziei CBS 650.93 is the source of this 1788-nucleotide messenger RNA. RefSeq lists its product as uncharacterized. Gene Ontology annotation, molecular function: phosphoprotein phosphatase activity. Lineage: Eukaryota; Fungi; Ascomycota; Eurotiomycetes; Chaetothyriales; Herpotrichiellaceae. The record is from RefSeq and is a predicted model, not a curated record. The transcript has a single exon. The coding region runs from base 1 to 1788 and encodes 595 amino acids.
AUGGCUCGAGCUAAGCAAGCGGCACGUAUACCACGCGGAGGACCAGCUGAGGCUGGAGGUCCUGGCGGGAAUGAACCUCCACAAAACAAUCAAGGAAUGACAAUCGCUGGCCACUGCAUAUCUGAUCAACCCUCACAACCUCAGCAAGGUGAUUACUAUGAAUAUCUGGACCGAAACAGAAUUAACAUAUACAAAGCAGUGGACUCGUGGAGAUCAUACAAAAAUGAUUCCGUGAAUCUCCAGAUGACGACCGGCAUACAAGCCUGCUCUCCGGCGACUGUGCUCACGAUUGGCAAAGGUCAACCUCAGCAAGGGUAUCAGCCUCAAGUUCAAGGCCUGAAUGCGAACGUGCGUCAAUUCCAAACCUCACAUUCACAAUUUGCGGCCAAUCAAUUUCCAAGGUCAGUUCAUAAUUUCGCUCGAUAUUCCACAUAUCGAGUUGACAAGUCAUACAGAGUUUCAGAUGGCCCACGGAAGAGGCGGAUUGUUCAACAGGCACCAAAUUCGUCGCAAAUGGCCCCUCACCCACCCGGGCCGCGAUACAAUCUUCGGCAGAGACGACCAGACCAAAUCGCGCCGUACUCUGCCCCGGCCUCACCAGAUGCCGCUCUUCCAUCCACGGAGGCUCCGCGUGUGCCGACGGGCUCUGUGCAAAUCCCGAAUCUGCCAAUUCACCAUGCUAGGGGUCGACGUUUUCGUUCAGCAACUCCUCGUGAAGUCGCCUCACCGCCUCCACCAGAGGCAAGCCCCGACUACAAGAGAAAGGCGGAACUCCCAACAGCUUGCAGAGAAAGCCCACAGAAGCUUUUAGUAAUCCUCGAUCUGAACGGUACUCUUCUUGUCAGACCAAAUGGUCGCACGGAUCCUAAAAUGUUCAAAAUCCGACCUGGUGUUAGACAACUCCUCGACUACUUGUUUGAAAACCACGUGGUGAUGGUGUAUUCAUCCACCAGACCAGAAAAUGCCACUGGCAUGGUCAACAACCUUAUCCACCCUACACAACGGGCCAAGAUGGCUGCUGUAUGGGGCCGAGAUAAGUUGGAUCUGUCCCAGGAGCAGUAUUACAACAAAGUUCAGGUCUACAAAAAUUUGCUUAAGAUUUGGCGCGACAAAUCCAUCCAAUCUAAGGCUGAACCCGGUCGAAAGUGGGAUCAGAGCAACACUGUGCUUGUGGACGAUUGCCGGUUGAAAGCCCUCGCACAGCCACAUAAUCUGUUGCAGGUUCCAGAGUUCGAGAACAAUGCACCUCGACAGGGGGGACAGGCUCUACGAGAAUGGCAGCUGCAACAAAUGGAGAUUGUUAAGUCUCUGGAGCAGAAAUUAGAAGAACUCAAAUGGCAAGUCGAUGUAUCUCGGCUUAUUCGAGAGUGGCAGACAGGGAAACGACAAGCGCCCGGUGUUGUUGAUGAGACGGUCGAUCAAAAGACGCAAAAGAGCCUUCAACAACAACAACAAGAACCCAGCCCUGCUCCAAGUGGCGGUCAGCCAAGUGAACCUCAGAAUUUUUCAACUUCCAGGAGUCCUCCACGCUUUGAGACCGACCCCCCUGAAUACGAGCAAACAGAUGGGACCAUCGACGAACAGUCUAACACUUCGCUCCUGGACAAACUCCAAAUCAGUCUUAGGAAAACCACGACCAAGGACAUCCGCCGUAGUGAGUCGCCUAUUGAUGAGAGCGUAUGGAGUGAGAUUGUUACUGGAGGAAAGGCAGAAAACCAGAAACAAGAGGGCAAAGGGAAGACUUCGCAGGGCGAUAACCUGCCUACUCCGGAGAGUAUGGGUGCUUGA